AUGUCGAAUUAUGUAGAUUACAAUCAAAAGAUUGAUUAUGUUUUCAAAAUUGUGCUAAUUGGAGAUUCAGCAGUUGGGAAAUCACAGCUUCUUGCAAGGUUUGCAAGAAAUGAAUUCAGUGUGGAUUCUAAAGCCACCAUUGGGGUUGAAUUCCAAACAAAAACGCUUGCUGUGGAUAACAAGACCGUCAAAGCACAGAUUUGGGACACUGCUGGCCAAGAAAGGUACAGGGCAGUGACGAGCGCCUACUACCGGGGAGCAGUUGGUGCUAUGUUAGUUUAUGACAUGACCAAGCGUCAGUCAUUCGAUCACAUGGCCAGAUGGCUGGAGGAACUGAGGGGGCAUGCUGAUAAGAACAUUAUCAUCAUGCUCAUCGGCAACAAGUGUGACUUGGGAAGUCUUCGAGCAGUUCCAACCGAAGAUGCUGAGGAGUUUGCUCAGAGGGAGAAUCUAUUCUUUAUGGAGACAUCAGCACUUGAGGCCACCAAUGUUGAAACUGCUUUUUUGACAGUGCUGACAGAAAUAUAUAGGAUAAUCAGCAAGAAAACUCUUGCUGGCAAUGACGAGUCUGAUGGAAAUCCAGGUCUCUUCAAGGGAACUAGGAUUUUAGUUCCUUCACAAGAGCAGAAUUCUGGAAAUAAAGGUUGUUGCAUGUAA
Dovyalis caffra is the source of this 657-nucleotide messenger RNA. Lineage: Eukaryota; Viridiplantae; Streptophyta; Magnoliopsida; Malpighiales; Salicaceae. The record is from the annotation of a GenBank genome assembly.